AAGAGGUCUGAGUUUUUAAUGGUAUGUUCGUAUUUCUGUUAUGUACAUCGAUGUCAAACAUUCAUUUCCUGAGCUGUUCUCCAGAACACAAUUUGACUUGUAAUGAACACUCAAUAAAUGGUUGCUUGGAUAAUCAAAUCAACACCUUAGUUUCAUCAAUUUUCAUUUCAUAUAAAAGUGACUGAUCUUCCAUACUCACCAAUGAAACAGAGAGAGAUGAGGGAGGGAUAGCAGUGGAGACUAAGAGGAUGACAAGCAGACCUCAUUUAGCAGUGGAUAUCCUACACUCUCCACUUCUCAAUGCUUGGAAACACUUGCCAUACUCAAAAAACAUUGCUAUUUCCUAGGCAGAAAAUGGGAGUUAAAGAAAAUCCAUAUUUCUAUAUUACAAUAACUUACACUAUAAUACAUGGACGACAUACAUUUCUAAGCUAUUCAGUUCAUAGAAAAUGUAGAUACAUUUAGGUGAGCAAGAUGCAGGAGAAGGGUUAAUAAUCAGGCUGAGUGUGAUUGUGAGAUUCAGUCUAAUAUCUUACACAAGUCUUGGGUAAUUGUAUCAGUUGACAUUUCUGUUCAAAUGCAAGGUGGUAGAGUUUUGCAGGAGCUCCUGAAACUUCCUGCAUGAUGUUAGGAGAGAUGUUGGUCCAUGUGAUUAGGCCAGAUGUGUUUGCUUAAUUGUGGCUUAGAAAAGUUAGGUUUCUGACCUCUCACCGAGACGGGGAGAUAGGGACGCUAAAUUUUAUAACACUUCUAUUUAAUAUAUAUUUAAUAAUACAUAAUAAAGUUUUUAAAAUGUCAAUUUUGUCCUUUUUCUAGUUUGCAUUAUUUUGUUUUUACCGCACCAUUGUUUUUAGUACAUAUGUUUUGUGUAUUUAAAAAACUGUGUUGAGGCGCCCUGGCUCGCCCCGCGCCAGAGGCUCGCGCACUCAGCAGGUUGGGCUGCGGCGGCGGCGGUUGUGGAAGCGGAAGCGCCGCGCGUGAGAGGUCCCAGAUACGUCUGCGUUUCGGGCUCCGCCACCCGCCGUCUCUCUCCCGCAGGUCUCGGAGCCGGGUGCGGAAGGAGGGAACGGCCCUAGCCUUGGGAAGCCAAAGCACACCCCUGGCUCCUGCCGACACCGCCCUCCUUCCCUUCCCAGCCGCGGGCCUCGCUCGGUGCUCGGCUACUCUGCCGGGAGGCGGCGGCGGCUGCCAGUCUGUGGAGAGUCCUGCUGCCCUCCAGCCGGGCUCCUCCACCGGCCCUUGCAGGGGCGCAGAGAGCUCGGCGCCCGCCCUUCCGCUCGCCUUUUUCGUCAGCCGGCUGGAGCAGCAUCGGUCCGGGAGGUCUCUGGGCUGAGGCGGCGACAGCUCCUCUAGUUCCACCAUGUCCGCGGGCGGAGACCUCGGGAAUCCGCUGAGGAAAUUCAAGCUGGUGUUCCUGGGGGAGCAAAGCGUUGCAAAGACAUCUUUGAUCACCAGAUUCAUGUAUGACAGUUUUGACAACACCUAUCAGGCAACAAUUGGCAUUGACUUUUUAUCAAAAACUAUGUACUUGGAGGAUGGAACAAUCGGGCUUCGGCUGUGGGAUACGGCGGGUCAGGAACGUCUCCGUAGCCUCAUUCCCAGGUACAUCCGUGAUUCUGCUGCAGCUGUAGUAGUUUACGAUAUCACAAAUGUUAACUCAUUCCAGCAAACUACAAAGUGGAUUGAUGAUGUCAGAACAGAAAGAGGAAGUGAUGUUAUCAUCACGCUAGUAGGAAAUAGAACAGAUCUUGCUGACAAGAGGCAAGUGUCAAUUGAGGAGGGAGAGAGGAAAGCCAAAGGGCUGAAUGUUAGGUUUAUUGAAACUAGGGCAAAAGCUGGAUACAAUGUAAAGCAGCUCUUUCGACGUGUAGCAGCAGCUUUGCCGGGAAUGGAAAGCACACAGGACAGAAGCAGAGAAGACAUGAGUGACAUAAAACUGGAAAAGCCUCAGGAGCAACCAGUCAGCGAAGGGGGUUGUUCCUGCUACUCUCCCAUGUCAUCUUCAACCCUUCCUCAGAAGCCCCCUUACUCUUUCAUUGACUGCAGUGUGAAUAUUGGCUUGAACCUUUUCCCUUCAUUAAUAACGUUUUGCAAUUCAUCAUUGCUCCCUGUCUCGUGGAGAUGAUCUAUUAGCUUCACAAGCACAAAAAAAGUCAGCGUCUUCAUUAUUUAUAUUUUACAAAAAGCCAAAUUAUUUCAGCAUAUUCCAGUGAUAACUUUAAAAAUUAGAUACAUUUUCUUAACAUUUUUUUCUUUUUUAAUGUUAUGAUAAUGUACUUCAAAAUGAUGGAAAUCUCAACAGUAUGAGUAUGGCUUGGUUAACGAGCAGUAUGUUCACAGCCUGCUUUAUCUCUCCUUGCUCUUCUCACCUCUCCCUUACCCCGUUCCCUAUUUCCCUGUUCUUACCUAGCCUCCCCCCACUUCCUCAAAACAAACAAGAGAUGGCAAAGCAGCAGUCCGACCAAGCCCACUGGAAUUAUCCUUUAAUUUUACAGAUACCACUUGCUGUAGGCUGUGGACCAAGAUGUCCAGAAUUAUUCUUGAGCACUGAUGUAAAUUACUUAGAUCUUCUUUGAGGUCAGAAUUCAGCGAUCACGGUAGGCAGUGCUUGAAUGAGAAAAGCCUCCUGGUGCAUCUUCAAAAUGAGUCCUAAAGAACAUACUGAGUACUUAUAAGUAGCAGAACAUAAAAUGUAUUUCUGACUAACACAAAUGGUCCUUUCACAUGUCUGGGAGAGAAAAGUAACCAAGUGCUUCAGAACAGGUUUUUAGUAUUUACUUCUUCAUGGUAAGAUAAUGAAGUUCUAAUGAACUAUUUCUCCCAAGGUUUUAAAAUUGUCAAGAGUUAUUCUGUUUGUUUAAAAAAUAAGAAACCUCUUUAAGCAAUAGAUUUUGCUUGGGUUUUCUUUUUUAAAAAAAUAAUACUAUGCAGGCAAGACACCGUAAAAGUUUAAUUCCUUCCAGAAGAACCAGUGGAAGAAUUUAAAUUUGGCACUACGAUCAAAACUACUGAAUUAGCAGAAAUAACGAUAUCUAAAGCUUGCCAGCAAAAGAACCCUCAGCAGAACAGCAAAAACUUUGCUCAGGACAUUUGAGGUCAAAUUGAAGAUGGAAGACGGAAACCGGAAACCGUUUUCUUGUAAGCCCCUAGAGGCCGAUCAGGGAUUUCUCCAAGCUCUGUCUGGGUUCUGCUGCCAAUGGUGUUGUCCAGUUAAAUGAAAUAACUUCAUUUUUUUGUUUUUUGAUGUGAAGAACUUGGUGGAGAAAUUAAAAUUUCAGAUGCAGAAAAAGAAGCAAGAAAAUUGCUGGAAUGACAGGCAUGAGUAGAUAACAGGUGUGAUGGUUAAUACUGAGUGUCACCUUGAUUGGAUUGAAGGAUGCAAAGUAUUGUUCCUGGGUGUGUCUGUGAGGGUGUCACCAAAGGAGAUUAACAGUUGAGUCAGUGAACUGGGAGAUGCAGACCCACCCUCAGUCUGGGUGGUCACCCUCUAAUCAGCUGCCAGCACAGCUAGGAUAAAAGCAGGCAGAGGAAUAUGGAAGGGCUCGACUGGCUCCACCUUUCUCCCGUGCUGGUUGCUUCCUGCCCUCAAACAUCAAACUCCAAGUUCUUUCAGCUUUUGGACUCUUGGACCUACACCAGGGGUUUGCCAGGGGCUCUCAGGCCUUCGGCCACAGACUGAAGGCUGCACGGUUGGCUUCCCUACUUUUGGGAUUUGGGGACUCAGACUGGCUUUCUUCCUCCUCGGCUUGCAGACAGCCUAUCGUGCAACUUCACCUUGUGAUCGUGUGAGUCAAUACUCUUUAAUAACUCAUUUUAUAUAUACAUUUAUCCUAUUAGUCCUGUCCCUCUAGAGAAUCCUAAUACAAGACACAGCACCUGGUCACAGUAAGAGGGGUGGACAUUAUUUAGAAGCAAAGACAGUUCACCCAUAUGAAAAGGAGAGAUAACAGAAGGUAGCUAUAGAUAUAUAAAGAUGAGCAGAUGUAGAGACUGGAGAUUUUGAAAUUCUUGUCAAAUGACCACUUUUUUUUACAAGUGAAAUAGAAAAUAAAGUCAUCAGCAAAGAGCGAAGAUGGGAAGGAGAGAAAAUAAAUAUGAACUGUUACUCUGGGAAAGGAUGAGAGUGAAUGGAGCAGGGAAUAUUUUUUUCUGGGAAGCAUAAAGACAUGAGCUUUGUGAUCAUGAAUUUCAGUUGAAACAAAUCAACCUGAUUCCCUCUUACUCUAUUUUAAAUUUCAGUUUUAUUUAAAAAUCUGAACAUAAUAUCCAUAAUUAUAGUAUUAUACAGAAGAGUUUCACUGCCCUAAAAUUCCUCUGUACUUCAUCUGCUCAUCCCUCUGUCCCCCAUAACUCCUGGCAACCACUGAUUUUUUUUAACUGUCUCCAUAGUUUUGCCUUUCCCAGAAUGUCAUGUAGCUGGAGUCAUACAGUAUGUGUAGCAUUUCCUGAUUGGCUUCACUCAGAAACAUGUAUUUGAGAUUCCUUUAUGUCUUUUUAUGGCUUGAUAGGUCAUUUCUUUUUAAUGCUGAAUAAUAUUUCAUGUAUACAAUACAUGUAUUACAGUUUAUCCAUUUACCUAAUGAAGGACAUCUUGGUUGCUUCCAAGUUUGGCAAUUAUGAAUUAAGCUGCUGUAAACAUUAUUGUGCAGGUUUUUGUGUGGACAAGUUUUCAGUUUCUUUGGGUAAAUACUAAGGAGCAUUAUUGCUAGAUUAUAUGAUAAGAGUUUGCUUAGUUUUGUAAAAAGCUGACCAACUGUCUUCG
Messenger RNA from Pan troglodytes (chimpanzee), 4762 nucleotides. It is a transcript of the gene RAB6C, whose product is annotated as RAB6C, member RAS oncogene family. The transcript is spliced from 3 exons. Gene Ontology annotation, molecular function: GTP binding; GTPase activity. The record is from RefSeq and is a predicted model, not a curated record. The coding region runs from base 1361 to 2125 and encodes 254 amino acids. Lineage: Eukaryota; Metazoa; Chordata; Mammalia; Primates; Hominidae.